Betta splendens (Siamese fighting fish) is the source of this 2072-nucleotide messenger RNA. RefSeq names its product centrosomal protein 70 (gene cep70). Gene Ontology annotation, cellular component: centrosome. Gene Ontology annotation, biological process: regulation of microtubule cytoskeleton organization; cilium assembly. Bases 398 to 1984 code for a protein of 528 amino acids. Lineage: Eukaryota; Metazoa; Chordata; Actinopteri; Anabantiformes; Osphronemidae. The transcript has 15 exons. The record is from RefSeq and is a predicted model, not a curated record. Gene Ontology annotation, molecular function: gamma-tubulin binding.
CACUGUCUAGUUUUCGUACAGUGGGGCGGGUCGGCAAACAGUAACGAUAACUGCCAUAAAUAGAACCGGCGGUAACUCAUUUAGUAGUUAAUUUAUUCUAACGUUGAGUAAAGAGUUGCUAACAUGCUAACGGUGUAAAACCUCGUCGUCAUAGUCUGACGUUUAUCCGCCUGUUAGCUAGACGCUAACCGCUGCCCGUUCAGACGGUUGUGUGUUUAUUGUUUUACUGAAUAUUCAUUGUUAUACUACCAUAAAGGACAGCUCUGAACGUGUCUCUUAUUUGGACUUAGUAACGCAACGUGACUACACUAACAACAAAACGUGUUUGGCUUCUUUCAGCCAAGUGACAACAUGGAGCGGGACCUGACUGGUACCUGUACGGUUCGACAGGCAGGACAUGGACCUGAGCUCCGCUCCCUGUUCACAGCCGGCAGAUAAAACCUUCGUGUAUCUGUGGACCUGCACUCGGUUCCAGCAGGAGCAGGUGGAAUGGACCGACCUGAAUAAACUGCUCCAGCACCAUGGCUUUAAACCGGUUCAGUUUGCAGAUCCCGUCCAGAAUAAGAACCUUUCAGAUUUGGUUCUCCUGGACCGGAGAUCAGCUGCUGAGGUCCGGUCCACUCUGAGGACCAUGCUCACAGACUCUGAGAGGAGACAGGUUCUGAUUCACGAGCUUGUAAGGUCCAACAACCAACUCAAACAGGACGCUCAGGAGCACAUGAGUCGAGCUGUUCAACAGUCUCAGAGAGCAGCCAAGCUGGAGGGGCUGCUGGACCGGGUCAAGACCAGGGUUCAGGACCUGGAAGACCGCUACCUCAGCAAGGCUGGGCAGGAGUACCAGCCACAGCAGGCAAAACAGGAUGCACAGAAACUGUGUGAGGUUCUGCAGCAGAAACUGUUGAAGCAGACAGAGGAGAAUGCUCAGCUGCAGAGAAAACUUUAUUUCGCCGUCAAAGAGGAAGAGAAUCGAUUAGCUCGGCAGAGUCGGGCCAUUCAGAACAUCUGCAAGAACGUCAGCGGACACAGCUCUGCAGCAGACCAGCAGUUGCUGGAUGUCAUCGACUUCUAUGAGACUAAGCUGACUCUGCUACUGGAUGAGCUCAGGCCGACACUGAGAGAUGAGAAUUUCUACAAACACAAACUGGGUCAUCUGAGAUUAAACCAACCCAAUGAUACAAGGUCAGACGGCAGAACACCUGAGAGUGAUGAAGACAUUGGUGACCCAGUCAGAGAUGCUAGGUUCUGUUCUCAGUAUCACUAUCUGCUGACUGAGAUCAGUUCGGUGGUGACUGGGUCCAGUGCUCCAUUACAGCUGCACAGACAGAAACCCUCUGUUGGUGUGGACCUGGCUGGGUUCCAGAGUUUGGUCCCCACAGUGAAGAUGUGGGCUCAGCAGUUGAACCUGCUGAAGGAGCUGCAGCAUGGUUUGGAUAAACUGGCUGUCAGACUGGUGCCCUGGCAGCCUCCGGACUCUGGGGCCAGUUCUACAGAAGCUGUGAAGGUGGAGGACAUGAUGGUGCUCGUAGACUCGCUGCUGGAAAACACCUGCACUGGUGAUGAUCAGACUGGGAGGAGUCCGACACCAUUCACUCUGGGCUCCAUGGUCUCUCACUUCCAGAAACUAUUUGACGUCCCUUCCCUCAGCGGUGUCUACCCUCGUAUGAAUGAGGUCUACACCAGGCUGGGGGAGAUGACUACAGCCAUGAGGAACCUCCGAGACGUUCUGGACCUAGACAGCCGGGUUCCUCCUGCUGAGGUGGUGAACACAGUGUCGUCGCUGGUGUCCUCCACUAAACGCUCUGCUGGGCUCCGAGAUGUUCUGGUAGACUCUGACAUUGAAAGUAUCCUUGUUAAAGUGAAGCAGCAUGAGGAGUUCUUCCCAGCUUUCCAUGGCCUCGCGACAGAGCUGUUACACACUCUGGGAGUCUGUCGUUUGGGUGACAUCCUCCCAGCUCUGAAGUCUCUGAAACAAAGAGCUCAGUGACUGUGUCUCAUGGUUUCAGCCUCCUCGCUGGUAGAUGUGAUGAUCGUAGUGACUCUGUAGUUUUAAUAAAAUCUCUAAUCUAUGCAAA